Messenger RNA from Phymastichus coffea, 2123 nucleotides. It is a transcript of the gene NO66, whose product is annotated as ribosomal oxygenase 1. The coding region runs from base 203 to 1858 and encodes 551 amino acids. NCBI's taxonomy places the organism in Eukaryota, Metazoa, Arthropoda, Insecta, Hymenoptera, Eulophidae. The record is from RefSeq and is a predicted model, not a curated record. Gene Ontology annotation, molecular function: histone H3K36 demethylase activity; histone H3K4 demethylase activity. Gene Ontology annotation, cellular component: nucleolus. The transcript has 5 exons.
CUCCCAGAUCUAAACAGAUUAGAGAAUUUUGAAGUGAUAUUUUUGGAAUGAGCAUCAUAAAUACUUUAAAGAAAAAUUUUCAUACAAUUUUUCAGCAAUUUUAAUGAUAUGCUAGGUUAAUGAAAUUUUUACGCUAUGCCUAAUGUGAAAGUGUAACUAAAAAUAUAUAUUAAAUAAUUAUAAAUAGUUAGUUGUUUUUAAUAUGUUUGGGAAUCAAUCAAAUAUUUCUAAACAAACAUCAAAACUGAAUAUAUUCAAACGUCAUCGUAUUCUGGUAAAUGAUAGGAAAUUUGGAAAUAAAAACAAAUUAAACAAGAUAAGACUCAAUAAGUGCGGAUCAAGCAACCUAGGAAACUUGAAAAAUAAAAAGAAAUCCAGCUAUUAUUCAUUUCAUAAUAAGAAAAAGUAUGCUACUACUUCGAGUAUUGAAAUAAAAAAAGCGUCAAAUUAUGUUCGUAAUGUUGAUUUUAUGAAUGCAUAUCGAGAAGUAAAUAUAGAAACAGCAAGUGCUUUGCAGGAUUCCAUCACAGAUUGUGAACAACUGUUUGAGUGGAUAGUUUAUCCGUUAAAAAAAACUGAUUUCUUCAAAAAUCACUGGGAAAAAAUGCCUUUGCAUAUUAAACGAAACAAACCUAACUUUUACAGAAAUUUAUUGUCAACAUCUAUGUUAGACAGUAUAUUGCGGGAGAACGUUAUUAUCUUUUCAAAAAAUAUAGAUAUAACAUGUUUCUCUAAUGACAUUAGGGAAACUCAUAAUCCACCGGGUAGGGCAUUACCUAGUAUUGUAUGGGAUUACUAUGCAAAUGGAUGUUCGAUAAGGUUACUUAAUCCACAAGUAUAUAUUCAGAAAUUACAUGUAAUGAAUGCUACUCUUCAAGAAUUUUUCUGCUGCUUUGUUGGAGCUAACUUAUAUUUGACGCCUCCUAACAGUCAAGGUUUCGCUCCUCAUUAUGAUGAUAUAGAGGCAUUUGUAUUGCAAAUUGAGGGAAAAAAGAGAUGGCGAUUAUAUAAGCCAAGAACUGAAAAGGAAUACCUACCUCGGGAAGCAUCUCCUAACUUAACUCAAAAUGAAAUAGGAGAGCCUAUUCUGGAGACAAUUGUCACUGCAGGAGAUUUAUUAUACUUUCCGCGUGGAACUAUUCAUCAAGGAGAUACUUUAAAUAUUAAUGAACAUAGUUUACAUAUAACUAUAAGUGUUUAUCAAAAAAAUUCUUGGGGAGAUUUUUUAGACAAACUUCUACCUAUAAGUUUAACAAGAGCAGUUAAUGAUGAUGUGAUGUUCAGAAAAGGGUUGCCACUUGACUACUCAAAAUAUAUUGGUAGUGCAUGUUCUACAGCAUCGAAAAAUCUAUUUCAAGAUUUUAAGACUAAAUUAAAGUUUCUGUUAAAUCUGAUAUUUUCAAAAUACUUAGACAUUAAUAAAGCAGCCGAUGAAAUGUUUAAAAAUAAUAUCCAUGAUUUUUUACCACCGAUAUUAAAUGAAGAUGAAAACUUGUAUUCAGUUUACGCUGGUGGAGAAAAAAUGAUUGACGGUGGUAUAAUUAUAAAUCAAAUAAAUAUUGAACUUGAUACAUUUAUUCGAUUAUCAAGAUUUCAUUGUUCUAGGUUAGUUAAAGAUGACUAUGCAUAUCAUUUGUAUUACUCAUGUGAUAAUUCCAAAGAGUAUCAUGAGUAUGAAUUACAAUAUCUAGAAGUGGAUGAAGAAUUUGUGCCUGCCAUACAAAAACUUUAUCAGAAAUUUCCGCAUUAUAUUAGGGUAAAAACUCUGCCAAUUAAUGAAACAGAUAAGAAGAUUCAAAUAGUUCGAGAUUUAUGGGAAAAAGGUAUCAUUAUUGCGAAAGUUUCUAUCGCUGAUUGAAUGAAUAAUGUCAGGAUUAAAGAAAAUUUAUGAUACAAAUAUUAAAAAAUUAAAAAAUAAUAAGUAAAUAAUUGUUUACUAUACAAUUAAAUUAUUCGUCAAUAUUUAAUAUAAAUUUCCAAUCACCAUUUUUUACUUUAUGAAUGACAUCCACAACACCAAUAUCAUCCAAAAUUUGUGCGUUGAAAUAUACUUUUCAAAACCUUUAAAAAACAAGUUACUUACUGUAACGAUCACAUGGUAGUACAAUUAACAGCAUUAAAUG